Messenger RNA from Danio rerio (zebrafish), 1902 nucleotides. It is a transcript of the gene pgk1, whose product is annotated as phosphoglycerate kinase 1. Gene Ontology annotation, biological process: glycolytic process. Lineage: Eukaryota; Metazoa; Chordata; Actinopteri; Cypriniformes; Danionidae. Gene Ontology annotation, molecular function: phosphoglycerate kinase activity. The record is from RefSeq and is marked provisional. Gene Ontology annotation, cellular component: cytoplasm.
GGGAACUUACCCAGCACUGCACCACACCAGCCCGGGAGAGUUUUGAGGCACAAACCACAGGCAAAAUGUCUCUUUCGAACAAACUUCAUUUGGACAAGGUGGACGUGAAAGGAAAGCGGGUGAUCAUGAGGGUGGACUUCAAUGUCCCUAUGAAGAACAAUGUGAUCACAAAUAACCAGAGAAUCAAGGCUGCAGUCCCAUCUAUCCAGCACUGUUUAGAUAAUUGUGCCAAAGCUGUGGUCCUGAUGAGCCACUUGGGCCGGCCUGAUGGAGUCCCUAUGCCAGACAAAUACUCUCUGGAGCCUGUGGCUGCAGAACUCAAGAACCUGCUGGGAAAAGACGUUCAGUUCCUAAAAGACUGUGUGGGUCCAGAAGUGGAGAAAGCCUGUGCAGACCCUCCUGCAGGAUCUGUCAUUCUGCUGGAGAAUCUGCGCUUUCAUGUGGCUGAGGAGGGCAAGGGCAAAGAUGCAUCGGGUAACAAGACCAAAGCAAGUCAGGCAGAGAUCGAUGCUUUCCGAGCCUCCCUGUCCAAACUGGGUGACGUAUACGUCAACGAUGCUUUCGGAACUGCACAUAGAGCUCACAGCUCUAUGGUUGGAGUGAAUCUCCCUCAGAAGGCUGCUGGUUUUCUGAUGAAGAAAGAGCUGGACUACUUUGCCAUGGCCCUUGAGAAACCACAGAGGCCUUUCUUGGCCAUCCUCGGAGGGGCCAAGGUCAAAGAUAAGAUUCAGCUGAUCAACAACAUGUUGGACAAGGUGAAUGAGAUGAUCAUUGGUGGAGGAAUGGCCUUUACCUUCCUCAAGGUUCUCAAGAACAUGGAGAUCGGCACUUCCCUGUUUGAUGAAGAGGGUUCCACAAUUGUGAAAGACCUCAUGGCCAAAGCAGAAAAGAACGGUGUAAAGAUCACACUUCCAGUCGACUUUAUCACUGCAGACAAAUUCGAUGAGAAGGCAACAACAGGCACCGCAACGGUAGCAGAAGGUAUUCCUGCUGGCUGGAUGGGUCUAGACUGUGGUCCUGAGAGCUCAAAGCUCUAUGCAGAGGCUGUGGCCAGAGCCAAGCAGAUUGUGUGGAACGGACCCGUUGGCGUGUUCGAGUGGGACAACUUUGCUCAUGGAACCAAGAACAUGAUGGACAAAGUUGUAGAAGCGACCAAAAAUGGCUGCAUCACCAUUAUCGGUGGGGGAGACACAGCUACCUGCUGUGCCAAGUGGGACACUGAGGACAAGGUCAGCCAUGUGAGCACAGGGGGCGGAGCCAGUCUGGAGCUGCUGGAGGGUAAAGUGCUGCCCGGUGUCGAUGCCCUCAGUAACGUAUAAGUGCUUUAAGGCUCUUCUGCCAGAGGUUGAGUGAUCGUCUCCCAAGAAGCUGUCAUCCUUACUUAGCGCUUUGUUCAGCACUUCUGUCACCUCUUGGGGAUGCAAAUGACAACUACUCCACUCUCUAUGAACGGCCAACAGUACAUGCUAGACUCUGACCCAUACUCUUUCAGUUUGCUUUUCUUCUGUCAAAUUACUUUAAGAAGUUUCCAUCGGCAAAUGGCUGACGUUGGCAGCAAUUAGUUGUGAUGGCUCUAUUUGAGAGAUGGGUCGUUUGUUUUACCGGAGUAAGUGUUAAUGUGUGUCCCACUGUAGUCUGAAUGUGCGCUUUCGGUGUAAACGGUUGUGUUGUAAUUCUAAAGUUUAUUACCUGAUAUUUGUGGCCUUCCCACAGAUGUUGAGUUGUUGUUGUAAUACUGUAGACACUUUCCUCCCCAUAAUGCACUUGUCAUCCUCGACCUGCAGCUUGUGAGAUAGAUGUUUCGCACUGGAAUUUUAAUGAGGGGCUAAUGUUAGACCCAGACCACCUGUCGUAAAGUAAAAACUAAAAUAAUAAUAAUUAAAAUACAUAUUAUAAAAACUG